AUGCAAAGCUCUAUUUCAACAGUUAAAGCUGAUAUAGAAGCAAAAGUCACACAUUCAGAAGAAUUAUUGAAAGUGCGGCUGUUUACUGAAACUUUAGAAAGACCACAUAAACAUGCAGUAGAAUCUGAUCCAUUCUCUUCUGAACGAUAUCAAGAACAAACACUUUUGUUAAAAGCUGAAAAACGCUUGAAUUAUCCAGAACAAUUGACUCAACGCGUUUCCGGAAUCUCUUAUAAAUUUGGCGUUUUCCCCUUAAUAAAUGCCUUUUAUUUUUACGCAGACAAUCAUUUUUACUUUUGGGAUUAUGAAAAACCAAUAUCUAUUAAUAAUCCACAAUAUAUUCGCGUUGAAGAUAAAUUUAUACGAAAUGUGGGCGUAUUUAAUGCUAAAUCUGAUUUCUUUGAGGAGCAAGUUAAACAUAUUCUUUUAAUGAUCACCAAUGAAAAAGCUAUGAUUUAUGCGUUAUAUCGUGAUAAUGACACUUGGAUGGCAUAUUAUAACCCAAAGGAUUGUCUUUGGGCUCCAACAAAUGGCUCUUCAUAUGACAACUUAACGGGAACGCAAAAAGGACGCAUACUAAUGAGUUAUAAAGACAAAGUUUAUGAACUAGUCUAUCAGGAGGAAGGUUGGUUUCGAGGAUCUACAAGUAUAAAGGCCUUAACAUCGUCCGGCUAUUUUGAUUAUCUAAAAUUUUAUGGAUUUUCUGCAGGAAAAGAUCCAUCAAUAUCCUCCAUUGUGGUCGAUGAUACGAGGAAUAUGACAUAUAUAUUGUUCUCAGAUAACACGAUUAAGGUGGUUUACGUCUAUACAAUUGACACGCUUUAUAGUGAAGCAUAUUACUUGGGAAAAGAUGGACGCGCAUUUAUUCAAAAAGGGGAAUUUCAUAUAUAUAAAAACUUGGAGACAAAAGUUCAACAAGGUCACAAUCCCAUUUCUAUGGAUAGCGGGAAUUUUUUGUCAAUUCACCCAAUAUUAAAAACAGAAUCCACAUCGACCUGCUUGGUAGCUAUAUCUCAAUUUGGCUAUCAUUCUCAGCCUGCGUCAUACGCGGGUUAUCAGCAAACACCGGUUUUUUCUCCAUUCGUUGACUUUGAAAAUAAGGAACCAGAAAUCUUUAAAUUACUGUUUGUUCUUUAUCCACCACCACAUCCAAUUACAUCCACGGGAUAUCCAAAAAUUGAAAUGGCUAGAUAUCAUAAUGGACUUUUCUUUGCGCAGCUUACAGACGUAGAAAGGGCGAAGCUUCUCUUAACGUGGCCUAACUUUGGUGUGAUAUUCUCAGAAAUCAAUAAAGCUCAAGCCACCACCACCGGUUAUCAAUACAAUCAAACUGAAGUCAUUUCACGAACAUUGCUUGAUAUUGCUGAAAUAUGUAAUCCACAGCAUGACCCAAUAGCUCAAAAUGAUUAUACCAAUGAACUUAUUAACCAGUUUUCGGCACCUCAUCGAAAAUUCAUAUUUGUUUCAGAUGAAGCAUUGACCAUUGUAUCAAAGUUACGGCCUGUGGAUCAUCUAACGGAUAUAUUGGAGAAAUAUCGGCCUGAAAUGCCGGAACCCAACAAAUUUCUUCAAAAUUAUGGUGAGAUUGAAACCGCCGCCAUGUGUUUUGAAAUUGCAACACGUGAAAGCCAUGAUUUUCUUCUUUAUUUCCGUAAGGAACCUAAAACUACCACAACGCCUGCUGGUCUUCAAAGCAUAAAACGAACCCCUGUAAGUGAAGGCUUCACCAUAUGUCUAGCCAGAACUCUUAGGACUAUUUGGAAGAAAAAUGUUCUGAAGCCGAGUCCUGAUCGUGCAAACCCCAAGCGGCGCGAUAUUAAUUUCCCCCCUAACGUAUUGAAUGACAUAGUUCAACGUUUAAAUAAAAUAAAAAAAUUCUAUGAGGAGUAUCCUUCGCUGAGUUACUCCCCAGAAAAUCCAAACGACGCCUGGAAGAAUGAAAUUCAAUGGCUGACUGAUUUGUAUGAACUGACAAGAAACUGUGCUGAUGCAUUAUCGUUCAUAUUAUUAAUGGUGGAUUAUAAUCUACCGGACACUAUUGCAAGUAUACCCGAACGAUCACAACCAGCUCUAUGGAAUUCUACUUUUGCGAUGCUCAUGACCGACGAGCAGUCUAAAAAAAAUUGGAAGGAAUUAGUAUUGGCUAUAAUUCGUAGAGAGAAUAGACCACAGCUUGAUAACCUUAGUUAUUCUCUAGAGCAACGUUGCCGUUCAUUUUGUAAGGCGGCGGAUGUAAAGAUUUACCAGGCAUAUGAAGAGCUGCAGCAAGCAAAAAACUCUCAAGAUGAGCAUGCAAAAUUCACAUUCCUGGAAAAAUCAUUGAAGCUUUUCCUUGAAAAUAUUGAAAAUAUGACAUAUGAUACCCUCGAAAACAUAUGUCAUGAAUAUGAGCAUCUUUCUUUUCAUGACGGUGCGAUAGAACUUGCUUUGAGUGGAUCAAAGGCCCCUGGAGUCACUAAUCGUGCACCCUAUCACGAUCUAGCUAUUGAAAGCAUGAAAUCAGCUGAAGUAUUUAGUCGAGGAUCCCCUAAAAAGGUGAUGCCGGAAUUACGAAACAAGGUUUUGAACAAAUCACUAAAUAUCGGGGCAAAAAUAAAAGAUAACGAAUUUUUAUAUAAAGUAUAUGACGAGUUUUACAAAGAAGAUUCAAUUCGAAAUUUAUUUGAAGUUCCUGCUCCGUAUCUUGAAGAAUAUUUCAAGGAUAACGAUUCAAGCUCAAAAAUUGGGAAGUUAAGGUUAUAUUGCGAAUUUCUUAUACGGCAUAAUCAAUACGUCAAAGCUGCCGAGAUCCAAUACCAACUCGCCACCUCGGAACACAAUUUCAACUUGGAAGAUCGUCUUGAAUGUUUAUCUUAUGCAACAGGUUACAUGAAAGCUGGCGUAGGUUAUAGCGCUCCUUCCAAUGCUAUGGAGAAACUCAAAGAAUACGAGGAUCUUCUUCAGAUUGGCCAAGUUCAAAAUGAAAUAUACCAAAGACUAAGCACUAUGUUUCAAGAUCGACCGGAAGCUCAGCAAGUAUUAAACUUAUUAAACACCAAGCUCUUAGAUAAGCAACAGUUAUGGGAUAAUUUCAUUCAUCCUUAUGAAUUGUAUGAUUGUACUUUGGAUUUGUUGACCGUGAGUGAACCACCAGAUAUGGAUCUAGUGUCGAGUAUCUGGCAGAAUAUAAUACGUAAAGCCCGUUCUUAUGAAGAAUUAAGCGAUGAAGUAAUUAGGCUCGGAAGAAAAUAUUAUCCCUCAGAACUAUUAGUGUUUCCUCCAUGGCUCAUAUGUCGAAUUCUAGCAACUUAUUGUGUCAACAAUCCUGAAAAACCUAAACCAGACUGGAUUGUCAAUAUUUUCUUGCAAGUGAAAGUUCCACACAAUGAGAUAUUUCACAUUUUAGUAGAAUUACACUCGGAAAGGCCUCCGCCUCUUAAUCAAGCCGCAGGUCUACAUUUAAUUCUCGAAGAGAUAGUUCAACUUAUUAAUCGAUGGAAAAAUGAUCCAAGUGCUAUGGAUCUUAAUCCUCAGUAUGUAUGCGAAGUCAUUUCGAAUUAUACCGAACCAUCGCCGGGAAGUGGUGCAGAUCAGGCACUUACGCAACAAUUUGUCUUGCUCAAAUCUGAAUUGCAGUUUUUAGUUUGA
Molecule: messenger RNA, 3627 nt
Organism: Ambispora leptoticha
Lineage: Eukaryota; Fungi; Glomeromycota; Glomeromycetes; Archaeosporales; Ambisporaceae
Source: the annotation of a GenBank genome assembly